This is a messenger RNA of Ciona intestinalis (vase tunicate), 2894 nucleotides long. The record is from RefSeq and is a predicted model, not a curated record. Lineage: Eukaryota; Metazoa; Chordata; Ascidiacea; Phlebobranchia; Cionidae.
AGUAUUAAGUUAAUAAAAAAGAUUGUUAUAAUUCAACGAUAGUUAAACCACGUUAUAACGAUAGCAAGAAGAACGUAACUGCGUAUAUCGCAGACUUUUUACAUUCCUUACCAAGCCUUCGUUCGUCAGACACUAAUACAAGAUGGCUCAUCUACCACUGUUAAAGAAACUGGAAGAAUUUUUAGAAAAAGAUUUAAAAGGAGAACGGUUAUCUUUUAAAUGUUCAACGAAAAGAAAUGAACUGUUGGAGAGAAUACGCAUGGCAAUUAGGCAGGAGAGGGAAAACUUGGACUUAGAUAUUUUUUUGGAAAAUCAACGUCAGCGUACUGCUUCAUUAGAUCGGUCAGCGCUUCCUUUGCCCAAGCUUCCAGCUCAAGAUAAGGGACAUAUAUCUGCAACUCAGAAUGACGUCAUCGAAGGGCAAGAAGAAUUUUACAUGGACUUAAACGAAACGCAAGCCAUACCCGACAACAAUUUAAACUUACAACUAUCCGUACCAAGCGUAACGGGCGACGGAAGCGGUUCUGGUUAUGAAUCUUAUGCUUCAGAAGAUGAAGCUAGCAGUCGAACAAAAAAAGUGAAGGAAGAUGAAAAUUUACAACGAUAUUUCUCUGGGACCAACUGCGAUGUGUAUAGUGUGGUUUACGUGGAAAAUAAGACAUUUCUUACAGGGAAAAAAUGGCAAAAACGAAUUGGCAUUGUGCAAGAAGGUCACUUGCAGUGCUUUAAAAAACUGGGCGAUGUUCACCCGGUGUUGGAUCUUCCCUUACGUGCUUACACCGCAUUUCUGAGUACAAAAGAGGGGUUGCCUUCAAUCGUUGUUAAUUUAGAGGCAAGUGGUAGCGAUGGAGAUGGAUACAGAUUCUACUUUGACCGUUACUAUAUGAAUGAGUGGACUCACGUGUUAAAAGAAAAGGCUGCAGCUUUUACCGAAGCAGAUAACUUACCAGCGCCACCUGUUGCACAACGCCCAGCAAGUUCUAUGCCAGAACAUGGAGCUGUUAAACGAGUCGGGUCAAAGUCUGAUCUACCUGUCUUUGCCAUCAACGAUAAGAGAAUAGACGAUGGACCGUUGACAUCUCCUACAUCACCCUCCAAUGGUUUAAACAAUAUUGGAAAAGGCCUGAAAUCAGCGGUAACAGACAUAUUUAAAAAGAAGGACAACAUGAAGAAGAAAAUAUCUAUGGCGGAGCAAUUAGGAGCAGAUAUAUGUGGCAGUCUUAACGUCUACAGUGAUGGAAAAUGGCCGAAAAAACUUUGUACGAUUCGAGAUAAUACGUUGAAUGUAUUUGGAAAAGACGAAUCGCCAGAACAAAGUGUUAUUCUGCAUGGGUGUGAUCUUACUCCGGGAUUCGGAGAUCCUGUGAAGAAAUUCGUGUUUAAAUUAACUAAAAAUAAACAAGAUUUGUUGUUGAUGGAGGCUUCCAACUCAGCAGAAAUGGGAAAAUGGGUUGGAAUGCUAAUUGCUGAGACCGGCUGUGCUGAAAUGCCGGACCAUGUACCGGAACAAGAGAAUGUUUAUCUCGAAACUGAUACCUAUGAGUCAGUGAUGAACACAGCAAGAAAAGUUUUUCAUGAUACUGUAAAAAUGAAAAAAGAAAGAAAUCCACAUUCCUCAUCUUCCCAAACGGCACCACCUCCAAUACCAGAGGAAGACGACAGCAUUUACCUUGAAGUGGUUGCAUCUGCUCCGCCGCCAACCCUUGCGACAACACCAACGAAAGCCCACAAGCAACAAAAGGGUGUAAAUAAAGAUUGUGAACCAGUUGCAUCGACAAGGAAACAAAAACCUCGCAAUGGUGCUGCUCGUUCGCGUUCUGGUUCGUCAGAACAAAGUGGCGGAGAAUCAACCGUAAAUACCAACAAGAAAAAACAUAAGCAAGAUAAAGAACGUGGUAUACACAAGAAAGCUGCGGAGGUGGAUGAUGAGCGGGCAAAACAACAUGUUAGAACAAUUAACGUAAUUUCUCAAGUACCUACCCAAAAGAGUGUUAGUGAAGAAGGUUACAAUUUGAAAUCAAGAGAAAAUGCAUUAAAAGCCCGUAAACAAGAAAUACUUCAAAAUCUUAAAGUAUUGAGGGUAAAAAAGACAGAGCUAAAUCGAUAUGUCGAGGCAGCAAAAUCUGCCAAAGAGAAGUGCAACCUUAUUCGUCCACUGGAUGAAGUGAAAGAGAAUUAUACAAAGCUAGAAAAUGAACUUGUUAACAUUGAACGUGAACUACGAAAUGUUCGACGGCUGAGUAAUACUGCAAUUGAACAACCUUCAAAUAUUCGACCUAAAACCAAAGUUGGAGAAACAGCUAUACCAACAGGAAAAGUAGCAUCUCGAGCAAAGAUAUUCGAAAAUUUGGAAGCAAAGAAAUGAAAACACAACCAUCUGUGAAAAUGAAUUUGGACAAAUGAUCAAUUUCUUAAAGUCAUAUGAUUAGAAAUAAUUAAUGUGCAAAAAGCCUGCUGAUAUUUCUUAUUCAUGUUUUUAUUUUUAUCGUCGUGGGACGUUGGCCUUCCGGCGUUUAUCGUAUAUCUAUAUGCCUCAAAGGGAUGUAUGCACUAUGUUGGACUUAUAUUUCGUGUUUUAGAUUGGUGCAUUCUUUUACAAUACUAACAUGAUAAAUUGAACAUUUUAUAGUUACGUUGUUGGGUCUACCACAAGACGCCGAGUAAGUUUAAACAUUGCUCUUCACACAUUCGACAAACGGGUUAAUAUUUAAAAAGCGGGCAGUGGGUUUGUUAAAAAUACCUCUCAAGAUAUUUGAAAUAUAAAAGGAAAGACAAGAGAUCAAAGGUCUAAUGAGUGAGCAUGUAUCAAACCACUGAAUGGAACAAAACUGAUGCGGCCCACAAACACCUUCACGUACUUGGGAGUAACUAUACCCGGAAGCAACAGCAACUCA